UGCUCGUUACGUGCGCGUGCUGCGACGCGGACCAAAAAAUAUUACAAACAAAAAAUAAAAACCCCGACAAACAAAUAACAAAAAAAUAAAAAUAAAUAAACGAACAACCGAAAAAUAUACAAAAUUUCUAAAGAGAGACAUUACAUUACAGCGGAAACGGAAAUAGAAGUUGUAGUAGCUCUGAAACGGAAAACAAAACUGAUUCCAAUUCGAACUCAGAACGACGAACUCUGUUCUCUUUCUUAGCCUUCAUAUUUUUUUUGCAAGUGUAAAGGACAGCAUCCUGCGAGAACUAGCGCCGAUUUGUUGCCGAUUGUUGAUUGUUUUCAUUUUUGUUUGGUGAAUAAACAGACGCAGCAGCAGCAGCCGAUGCCGAUGACGAUGACAAGUUGUGCAAUAUCGAAAUCAAAUCGUAUCGAAAUCGUAUCAUAAAGUGCAGUUAGGAAGACACCGCAACACACACACCCCCACACAUACACACAUCCGGAAUAUCGUAGCAGCAGCAGCAUCAAAAUUCGCAUCCUUAACCGUUAACCUUAACCGUAACCGUAACCGUGCCCCGAACAGAUCGAAAAGCGAGCAACCGCAACAGAAACUCUAAAGUGAAAGUGUGAGUGAAGCAGCAGCAGGACAUCAGACAGAGGAGCAUUAAGUUGGAAACGGAAACCCCCCCUAUAAACGGUAGCCGGCUUGAAACCGGACCAAGUUGCAGGCAAUGCACGUGGAAAAGGAUCAUCCCCAAAGGAGCUCACUCCACAUUUAAGUAAUCACUAAGUGAACAAGUAAAGCAGCCCAGGAAAGUAGUAGUACAACAACUAUUCAACAACUAUCAACAACAACAACAACUUACAACCAAAGAGCACAAGCCAGAAGCCAGUAGCUGCCACUGAGCUUUCUGUCCUUUCCAAGGACAGGAACCUGGCACACAGGCACAAACAAGCCGCCAACAUACGCAAGAAGGUGACCUCGAAGAAGGCCAGCGUUGUGACGGUUGACGACGAUCACAACAACAAUAACAACAGCAACCAUAACAACGACCACAACGCUCGGCAGGCAACCAACAAUACACCAACAUCAACACCAACACCAAUCACUCCAACUCGUACACCCACACCCGCUGAUUAUCAGGAUCAGGAACAGCAGCAACAGCAUCAGCAUCAGCAGGACCUCCAAACAAGCGAUAUCAUGGACGAUACACAGCACUUUUGCCUGCGUUGGAAUAACUACCAGAGCAGCAUCACCUCGGCGUUCGAGAAUUUGCGUGAUGAUGAGGCCUUUGUCGAUGUGACGCUAGCCUGCGAGGGCCGGAGCAUCAAGGCUCAUCGAGUCGUCCUCUCCGCCUGCAGUCCCUACUUCCGCGAGCUGCUCAAGAGCACACCCUGCAAACACCCGGUCAUACUGCUGCAGGAUGUAAACUUCAUGGACUUGCACUCGCUGGUGGAGUUCAUCUACCAUGGCGAGGUCAAUGUUCAUCAAAAGUCGCUGCAGUCGUUCCUUAAGACCGCCGAGGUGCUGCGCGUCUCGGGUCUGACACAGCAGCAGGCAGAGGACACACACAGCCAUUUGGCCCAAAUCCAGAACCUGGCCAAUGCCGGCGCCGGACGCACACCCUUCAAUUCACACUCUCACUCUCACGCCCACUCGCAUCCACAUCCGCACCAUGGCUCCUCGAUACACGACGAUGGCGGCGCCUCCACACUGUUUAGCCGCCAAGGAGCGGGCUCACCGCCACCACCCGCAGUGCCAUCGCUGCCCACGCACAUCAAUAAUCAGCUGCUGAAGCGCAUGGCCAUGAUGCAUCGCAGCAGUGUUGCCGCCGAGGAGACAUCGCAUGCUCUCAAGCGGCCACGCGGCUCUGAUAACAAUAAUGGUGGCUUGCCGCUCUCCGGUGGCGGCGGUGGAGGCUCCGGCAGUAAUAAUAACAGCAGCCCGGACUUGCCAUCGCUCCAUCAUGCCCGCAGCACUUCGCCCCAACAGACACCGGCCGACUUUAGCACGAUUAAGCACCACAACAACAAUAAUACACCGCCGCUCAAGGAGGAAGGAAAGCGCAACGGACCCACUGGCAAUGGCGCUAGCAAUGGCAACGGAAUCUCCAUUAGCGAUAAACUGGGAAGCUUGACACCCUCGCCUCUGGCCCGGGCCUCUGCCGGCGCCGAUGAUGUUAAAUCGGAGCCCAUGGAGCUGGUCUGUUCGACGAACAACAAUGCCAAUGCCAAUGAUGAGCACAGCAAUGACUCCACCGGCGAGCAUGAUGCCAAUCGUUCCAGCAGCGGUGAUGGUGGAAAGGGCUCUUUGAGUUCCGGCAAUGAUGAGGAGAUUGGCGAUGGUCUGGCCACGCACCAUGCCGCCCCGCAGUUCAUCAUGUCGCCGGCGGAGAACAAGAUGUUCCAGGCUGCCGCCUUUAACUUUCCCAUGAGCAAUCUCGAUCACUCAGCGUUGCUUGGUCUCAACACCCAGUUGCAGCAGUCCGGUGACCUCGCCGUUUCCCCCCAAGGACCUCACAGCAUCAGCCGCUCGGCAGCCACCUCGCCCACCAGCUCCACCUCGUCACCACCAUCGCCCUCGCCCACGACGGUGGCCCUAACCUCGCCCACCAGUUCGCUGAAUGGCAGCCUGGCCGCCGCCGUCUACAGCCUGCACAGUCAUGCCGGGCAUCUACAUGGGGGACAUGGACAUGUUCUGGGCUCACCGCCGCGUCCUGGCAGUGUGGGCAGCAGUGUGGGCAGCAACCUGUGCUCCUCCUCCACCUCCAACAACAACAGCAGUAGCAACCUCAGCAAUAGUGGGAGCAACAACAGCAAUGGCUCCUCCAAUCCCACCUCCAAUGGCAACAGCAUCAACAACAAUAAUAAUAAUAAUAAUAACAGUAAUAAUAAUAAUAACAAUAAUGGUAGUAGUCCAGGCAGCCAGGCGGCAACGGCGACGCAAUCGGGGACACCACAACUGCCGCUGCGCAUGCCACCGCCCACCAGCGGCGGUAUCAACGAGCCACAGGAAUGUCCCUACUGCCGGCGUACCUUCUCCUGCUACUACUCGCUAAAGCGGCACUUCCAGGACAAGCACGAGCAGUCGGACACGCUGUAUGUGUGCGAGUUCUGUCACCGGCGGUAUCGCACCAAGAACUCGCUGACGACGCACAAGAGCCUGCAGCAUCGCGGCUCCAGCGGCAUGCUGAAGCGGUUGCUCAAGACAUCGGCCAUUAAGCAUGGUCUGGUGGGACAUGGCGGCGGUCAUGGUGGUCAUGGCGGCGGUGCACAUCAUCCGCAUCCGCAUGCGCAUGCGCAUCAUCAUCAUGCGCUGGCGCAUCAAAGGACCAGCCUGUUUGACUUCACCAGCGAGCUGGGACAGCCGCCGCCGGGCAUCCAAUAGGAGCUAAGUUGGAAUGCCAUCUUUUAAUGGAGAAUAGAAAGAGAGAGAGAUAGAGAGAGAGCCCGCCUGGAGAGGAUCAGAAGAUCAGGUGAUCAGGCUAAGACCAGCUACACACACUUUGCCCCAAGCAGCCGCAGCAGCAGCCGCAGCAGCAGCAGGAGCGGCAGCAGAGACCCUCUCGCUGGAGUCCAAAUCCAGCAGGUCCUGCUGACCCAGAAAUAUCCUUAAUUAAGCUUAGGCAUACUUUGGCGUCAACUGUUUUAUUAUUCUUAUUCUUUAUCUUACGUAAUCGUAUAGAUAUAUAUGUUUUUUUUUUUUUUUUAUAUAUCUUGUAUCUUUUAUGUGGUAAUUUGUAUCUUGUAAUCCAUUAGUUUAUUCGUGCCGCUCCCCCUCUACUUAGUAGUUGGAAGCGCCCUUCGCUGCUUCAUGUGCAAUACCUCAAGGAUCGUGUAAAUACUUUCGAUAAAUCAUAAAAUACCUCUGGAGCUGCACGAGAGAGAAAGCAGGCCACUAAAACAUAUAAAACAAAAUACACACAAACAGCGUGAAGUUGCGUUUAAGGUAUAUACUUAUUAGAUUUAAAGUUAUGUUUAAUCAAAAAAAAAAAACAAGCAAAAAACACAACAACAACAACAACAAAAUGGGAAGAGAACGAAGGACUACACACGCACACUUGCAAACAGGAGCGAGAGCCGAGCGGAUGGAGCAGUAAUACGAAGCCCCCCAGUACAUAUCAUCUGAAUCUGAAUCUGAAAGGUAUACCCCUCCAAAAAAUUCGAAUCUGAACCUUCAGUCCGGUCAGCGCCCGCUCCUACGCUCUACGAUUCCCAACUCGUUGGUUCUACUCGCUCAAAACAAACACACACACACACACAAACACAACAAGUCUCAUAAAAAAGCAGACCUCCUUAUAUUAUUUUCUAGUUUUACUUAACUUAAACUUAUGUUAUCUGCCAACCGUUGCCCGACAGCAGCGAGACCUAGAGUAAGACAGAGAGAGAAAGAGCGAGAUGUGUGUAUUUUUUUUUUUUUUUUUAUGCAUGUCAAAAUAACAUAAAUUGUAAAUGUAGGACUUUAUAUAAGACUAGAGUUAAGGUUAAAGCAAAUCUAAUGUUAAACAUAAAGGAAUUCGUUGCAAGACGACGAGUAACAAAUAACGAGUAACAAAAGCAAACAAGCAACAAACAAACAAAAGUAAAACGUUAUCAGGGAUUAAAUAUCAAGUAUGUAGUAGCAAAGUCUCCUCUUUUUCUACUUAUACACUCACACAUAUACGACGAAUAAAGUAACAGAAAUUAAAAACAAAUUUUUUAUACAGAUGCACAUGCAUAUAUCUGUAUAUAAAUGCAUAUAUAUGUAUGUGUACACAAAGAGAAACAAUUAUACUAAAGUCUAUGUAUACAUGUAUAUACUUUACACCAUUUACCUUUAUAUGUACCACUAUAUAUAUAUAUAUAUAUAUAUAUAUAUGCAGACACACACAGGCACACACAGAAGAGAAAGAACAAGAAGAGCUGUAGCAACAAACAAUUUUUUGCAAAAACACAAAAAACAAAACAAAACCGUAAAGUAACUCAGUGAUUUUUCACCAGCGAAGUACAAAUGUUCUGAAAUUAAAUUUAAUGACAAAAAAUGAAAAGAAAAAACGAAUCGUGAGAAAAAUAUCGUAAGCAAAGCAAAUCAAAUAUCAGCGAGUAGAGCAGAGACAACACGCUUUAGAACGUUCAGUAACCAGCGAGUAGCGUGUUGACAAUAACCAGCGAGAAUCAGCAAACAGUAAACAGUUGCACUGCCUCAACACACACUCAGGAGCUAGAACUAGACGUAGAACUGCCACAGUCUGGGUCCCAUCGGGAAUGUGAUGCUGCCAGUGCAAAACAAAAUAGAGAAUUUCAAGCCGAUAAGUCGCCAAAGAAGUUAAUGAAUAAAAACAGUUAGUAGUGUGCGGAGGAAGGAGAGAGGAGAAUGUGUAUCAAUUCAAUGUCUCAGGAAUUUCUUACAAAAAUUAAACCAAUUUAAACCUUAUAAUAUAGCACACAUACUUACAUACAAUACAAUACAUAUAUCUAUAUAUAAUAUAUACACUUGCAAUGGGGCAUAUCAUCAUCUUCAUCAUCAUCAUAAACAACAGCAGUGCGAAAGUUUUCCGGAAAAAAAAACUAAAAAAAAACCUAGAUAUUUAGAAUAGCAACAGUCGUAGGCGAGUAAUUAGUAUUCUUUGUGCCAUGGAACCCACUCGCUGGCACGCAUGGAAAUGGGAAAUGGAAUGGUAAUGGUAUAGGGAAUGGGAAUCAGAUGAUAUAGUAGUCAGGUUUCACGAGGUCCUCCCUAACCUACCUUAUCAGCGUCAUGCGUCAGCGUUCAGGCGAAGUUCCAUCCAGGUUAAAUAUUGUAUAUGGCUAUCAGGUUCUCCGGAUUUAAGCGUUUUCGUAGUCUUAAUUAAUUUAUUCAGAACCUUACAGAUACACAGAUACUGAAAGGGAUUAGAAGUCGGCAGGUAUCCAUUAUAAAAUGGGAAUUUUUAUGGCGUGAAGCGAGUGGCGAGUAGCAAGAAGCGAAAACCGAGUGGCGAGUAGCGAAUCGCAGGGAUUUUCAUGGCAUCUGAUUUUUUCUUCUUCCACUUACACACAUAUUCAAAUUUUUUUUUAAUCUAAUGUAAGAAUUUUAAUUU
Molecule: messenger RNA, 6043 nt
Organism: Drosophila kikkawai
Lineage: Eukaryota; Metazoa; Arthropoda; Insecta; Diptera; Drosophilidae
Source: RefSeq, a predicted model, not a curated record